UGGUCGCGUGACAUAAUAGAACUAAAAAUAAUCGAUGCAGAUUUUCCAAUCUAUUGUAGUCCGCGUUCUGGACAUAUACAUCUAUGAAAAAAAAGAGAGAGGUCAUGUAAUCGUGAAAAACAAGUCGGAGAUUAGAACAGCUGGCUAAACAGUGUUUCAGCAUAACUAAGAGGCGACUGCAUGCAGUAUAUUUAAUCGCUCAGGUGCAUGUUGCAUAAUUCGUAAAUAAUUCAUAAAGGGCAUGGAUUUAUUUAUUUAUUUAUUUGGUUAGAUUGUGCAUGGAAAGCAUUUUUGUUCAUGUUAAUCUUCACAGAGCUCUUAGUGAGGAAGACUCACUUGUGGGUUUUUUUUUCUUCUUUUUUGUGUGUUCUGUCAGUACUCCAGGAGAAAAACACACUGCUCAGCCUGGGGGUUUCUGCAUAAUGGGAGAAAUACUCUAAGUCUGUGAUACCAACCAACUCCGUUCGUACCAUGAACAGCACUGCAUGGCCUUUGGACCUGGCAGAUUUUGCUAGGAGCCAGGCCUUCAACAGCACUCUUGGACAGACUCCCGUCAGCGGCUGGGCCUUGAUCCACACGGCUACUCUGGCCUCCUGCUCUCUUCUCCUCGUUCUUAUCUUCUGCCUGGGCUCGUAUGGCAACUUGGUGGUGUUCCUCUUCUUCUUUGACCCAGCAUUCCGCAAGUUCCGUACCAACAUUGACUUUAUGAUACUGAACCUGUCUUUCUGCGACCUGUUCAUCUGCUGUGUUACUGCACCCAUGUUUGCGCUCAUCCUUUUCCUGGACGUCGGGGACAGUGGAGGUGGUGUAUCAAAGGGCUUUUGCUUUGCCUUUCAUCUCACUAGCUCAGGUUUCAUCAUCAUGUCUUUGGAAACAGUGGCAGUCAUUGCCUUGCAUCGGUUGCGCAUGGUACUGGGCCAGCAGCCAAACCAUGCUGCCUCCUUCCCAUGCACUUUGUCCCUCACGGCCCUGCUGUGGACUUCUAGCUUCACGCUGGCAGCCUUGGUCACCUUAAGAGCCUACCCCAGGAGCGCUGGUCCCUGCCUGCCUCACUUUGGUCUCACGGGGAAUCGGGCAAAGGUGGUGUUGUACGUGUACCUUGCAGAUUUCGCUUUUUGUGUGGGUGUAGUGUCCAUGUCAUACCUUAUGAUUGCACAGGCAUUGCGAAAGAAUGCGCUGGUGCGGAAGUGCUCUGUUAUCAUGGUGGGUGCCACACGUCCCCCAGCCGCUCCUCCAGCCUUCAUUGCUGCCGGAUUUGAGGGUAUACAGUGUGCUGUCCAGGUGCCUUCACUCUAUCGUAACCAGACCUAUAACAAGCUUCAGCAUGUUCAGACACACCCAUUCACAAAGAGUAGUAGUCAGGCCCUAGUGCCCAGGGCUGCCACACAUGCUACCUGCUGCCAGUUGGUUUCCAACCUGUCCACAACCAAGGAUUCCAAGGCUGUCGUGACGUGUGUGGUCAUAGUUAUAUCUGUGCUUCUGUGCUGCCUGCCCAUGGGUGUGGCUUUGGCACAGGAUGUUUUGUCUCCAGAGAACAGCUUCAUUCACUACCAGUUUGAGCUGUGUGGAUUUGCUCUUAUCUUUCUCAAGUCGGGCAUAAACCCAUUUGUUUACUCCAGGAACAGCGCUGGCCUGCGACGCCGUGUGCUCUGCUUCCUCCAGUGGCUGGCAUUCGGCUCCUUCUGCUGCAAGCACAAGACCCGUUUGCAUGCCAUGGGCAAGGGAAACCUGGAGGUAAACCGCAAUAAGUCCUCACACCAUGAAACCAACUCAGCCUACAUGCUCUCGCCAAAGCCGCAGAGGAGGCUGGUGGACCAGGCAUGCGGGCCUAGCCACUCUCGGGACACCAUGCCCAGUAUGCGUGCCACAACUGGAUGCAAAUCCCAUCCCCCUAGCAGCUCCACACCCAUCAACACCCGCAUAGAGCCCUACUAUAGCAUCUACAAUAGCAGUCCCUCACAUGGACCCAGUUCGCCCAAUAGCCUGAAACCAGUGAACUCUCAGACCACAGGCUUUGCGAAGAGCUUCAUGGCCAUGCAUUAUCACAUCCACCAGGAGGCACUGCAGGACUUUGACAGUACCUCAGCCCAUCAGAUACCCACACCCUCAGUAUGA
This is a messenger RNA of Ictalurus furcatus (blue catfish), 2115 nucleotides long. It is a transcript of the gene gpr75, whose product is annotated as G protein-coupled receptor 75. NCBI's taxonomy places the organism in Eukaryota, Metazoa, Chordata, Actinopteri, Siluriformes, Ictaluridae. Gene Ontology annotation, biological process: G protein-coupled receptor signaling pathway. The transcript has a single exon. The record is from RefSeq and is a predicted model, not a curated record. Gene Ontology annotation, molecular function: C-C chemokine receptor activity. Bases 472 to 2115 code for a protein of 547 amino acids. Gene Ontology annotation, cellular component: membrane.